Coffea eugenioides is the source of this 1297-nucleotide messenger RNA. Its product is annotated as HD domain-containing protein 2. The record is from RefSeq and is a predicted model, not a curated record. Lineage: Eukaryota; Viridiplantae; Streptophyta; Magnoliopsida; Gentianales; Rubiaceae. Gene Ontology annotation, cellular component: cytoplasm. The transcript has 8 exons. Bases 146 to 952 code for a protein of 268 amino acids. Gene Ontology annotation, molecular function: 5'-deoxynucleotidase activity.
CUUCUCCCCUUCGCCUGAAAAUAUAAGCCAACAAAAACAAUCACGAAAUCAAAUAAUCAAGGCAUUGUCACAACAAACUGAAAAAGGGUCCUUUUGUUUUGAGCAGAAAGUUUAAGUUUUAUUCAUUCUUUACGUAGAUUUUUCCAUGGCAGCAGUUAAAGGAUGCCAAUUUUCUGCUUCUUUAUCAGGGAGCUGUUAUGUAAUGCGCCCUCGUCUUCAUCGAUUUUCAGUAAAGGUCCCAUUUUUUGAUGGCCCAUUAAGGUCUAGAUUGGUUUCUCUUUGUUGUCACAAUCCCAACCCGGAUUCUUUUAUUGUGGAUCAAACUGUACCCUUGUCAAAGAACCCGACCCAUUUGCCGGAUGAUUGUCCACAGGCCUCUGCUUCUUCUCCUUCCUCUGCCAUUGAUUUUCUCACCUUGUGCCACCGUCUUAAGACCACGAAGAGGAAGGGAUGGAUUAACCAUGGCAUAAAGGGUCCUGAGUCCAUUGCAGAUCAUAUGUACCGAAUGGCCUUGAUGGCUUUGAUAGCCGGUGACCUUCCUGGUGUCAACAGAGAAAGGUGCAUCAAGAUAGCGAUUGUUCAUGAUAUUGCUGAAGCUAUUGUUGGAGACAUAACUCCAUCUGAUGGUGUGCCAAAGGCAGAAAAAAGCAGACUGGAGCAGGCUGCUUUGAAUGAAAUGUGUGAGAUUCUUGGUGGAGGAAUUAGGGCUGAAGAGCUUAAAGAACUCUGGGAAGAAUAUGAAAACAACUCUUCCUUAGAAGCCAAUCUUGUUAAAGAUUUUGACAAAGUUGAAAUGAUUCUGCAGGCACUGGAGUAUGAAACAGAGCAUGGGAAGGUCUUGGAUGAGUUCUACCUGUCAACUGCUGGGAAAAUCCAGACUGAAAUAGGAAAGAGUUGGGCAGCAGAGAUCCAUGCCAGGAGGAGUUCAAGAUUGAAGAACAAGCUCAAUUGACAAUCUUGUUCAUAGGCUUUUUUGUUUCACUUUUGGCCUUGCCUUUGCCUACUUUUUGGCUCGAGGUCGCCUCAACUGCUCUAACUGUUAAUACUCCAACAAGGGAUGACUAAAUUGUAGUUAGAUAUUGAGGUUUAACCACAGAUAGAGGUGGCAUGAUGCCCUUGAUUGCCCACUGAGUCACCAGGGCUCUUUUUUUUAUCAUAGUAAGACCACCUUGUAGCAUGGUCUACCAAGAGUAGCUAGCUUCUUAUCAGCCAAUUUUCCUCUCAGAUGGAGAAUGUGGUCUGAUGUAUUACUGAAACAUACCAUUACCAGAGCCUGCAUUAUUUUCUGACUCGUAAA